AUGUUGAAACGAUCGCCAACAGGUACAUGGAUGCCCGCGUGGGUGCCAGAGUCUACCACUACCCUUGCAGUACUGCUUAUGAUAUGCUCUAUGGUGCAAUCGGCUACUGGAGGAUACGACGGUUCGAUGAUGAACGGCCUCAACAUCCUUCCCUCGUACACCGACUAUUUUAAUCUUAAUGCUGCAACUACCGGUCUAAACACCGCGUCAGUAUUCAUUGGUAGCUUCUUCGGCACAGGGAUGUCAGGGGUGCUUACAGAUUGGCUGGGUCGUCGUCCAGCACUUCUGUGGGGUUCUGUGGUCGCCUUGAUAGGUAUCGUCCUUCAGACAGCCGCACAAGAUAUUGCCAUGUUUGUGGUCGCUCGAAUUGUAUUAGGCCUUGGACUGGCAAUCUCGUCAACUGCCGGGGCGGUAUAUCUUUCAGAAACGUUUCCAAGUCGGUGGCGAGCGUGGGGGGUCGGGGUGCUAAAUACCUUUUACUACGUUGGAGCGUUGAUAGCCGCCGGUAUUACAUUGGGGACUGGCCAGUGGAACUCGACUUGGGCAUGGCGUGCACCGUCAUUGCUCCAAGGCAUAUUUUCUUUUGCUUGUAUCAUUGUGAUCCCUUUCAUACCCGAAUCCCCUCGUUGGUUAGUCCAUCAGGGACACCAUGACUUGGCACGAGAAGUGGUCGCCCAAACGAACUCAAAUGGUAAUCAAAGCGAUCCUGUUGCGCUGGCAGUAUACAAAGAAAUCCUUGAUACGCUGAACUGGGAAAAGAAACAAGGAAGAACAAUGAGCCCGAAAGAGCUUGUCAAAACCCCUGCUGCCCGAAAGCGAAUGCUGAUCGGGAUGUCACCGGGGCCAUUUUCUUGUAUCGCCGGCAACAUCAUUGCGUCUUAUUAUCUUGGUUCAGAACUCGACACUGCUGGUAUUACGGAUACUGUGGCGCAGUUGAAAGCAAACGUGGUACUGAAUGCCUGGUGUUUAGUCUGUGCCCUGACCGGAACGCAGCUCGCAGCCAAAUGGGGUCGGAAACCUACCGCUAUACUAUCCCAAGUACUGCUAAUCGCAUGUCUUUUCAUCAUCGGCGGUUUAUCAAAAUUAUAUGCCGACGACCCAAACGGUGCGUCAAGUGCGUUGGUCUAUGGAGAUGUAGCGGUUAUGUUUCUGUUCCAGGGUUUCUAUUCAAUUGCCUGGACGCCAUUACUCUAUCUGUAUCCACCGGAGGUAAUGAACUAUUCGAUCCGAGCAAAUGGAAUGGCCCUGUCGGCAUUUUCGCUGAAUGCGUUUGCUCUUGUCUUUGUCUACAUCAUGCCGAUUGGUCUGACCAAUAUUGGAUGGAAGAUGUACAUGAUAAACGGAUCAUGGGAUAUCAUCAUCUUGGUUUUAAUCGUCGUCUACUGGGUUGAAACCAAAGGCAAAACUCUUGAAGAAAUAGAUGCUAUUUUUGAAGGUGAGAAGCAUUCUUCAGUGCCAGAUGUCGAGCUGCUUCGACGGGGCAAGGAGCAUAUCGAUGUGGGAGAGGUGGAGCAACAGAUUGUGGCAGAAGUGUUGGCGACGAAGAAUGAUUGA
This is a messenger RNA of Talaromyces amestolkiae, 1554 nucleotides long. RefSeq lists its product as uncharacterized. The coding region runs from base 1 to 1554 and encodes 517 amino acids. Gene Ontology annotation, molecular function: carbohydrate:proton symporter activity. Gene Ontology annotation, cellular component: membrane. The record is from RefSeq and is a predicted model, not a curated record. Lineage: Eukaryota; Fungi; Ascomycota; Eurotiomycetes; Eurotiales; Trichocomaceae. The transcript is spliced from 7 exons. Gene Ontology annotation, biological process: carbohydrate transport; transmembrane transport.